AACAGUGGCAUCCUACUGGAGGAGACAGAAAAGCGCAAAUCCGCCGCACAAUGCUGUUUCUGUUAAUUAUCGCGGGCCUCGGGGUGGUGACGUUACUGCUGUUUUCAUUUGCGCCACAUAUAAGAAGAUACGCAGCAGGAGGAGUGUGCUUGUCCACAGCUCGUCUGGAUGGGAAGACCGUCGUCAUCACCGGAGCCAACACGGGGAUCGGGAAGGAGACUGCCCGGGACUUGGCGAUGCGAGGGGCUCGGGUGAUUAUGGCUUGCAGAGAUGUGGAAAAGGCCGAGGAGGCUGCGGCCAGUAUACGAGCUGCCUACCCCAAAGCGCAAGUGGAGGUUCGGGAGCUGGAUUUGGCAGAUACCUGCUCUAUACGUGCCUUUGCGCAGAAAUUCCUGAGAGAAGUCAACCAACUUCAUAUCCUUAUCAACAAUGCUGGGGUGAUGAUGUGCCCUUACACAAAAACUGUUGAUGGUUUUGAGAUGCAUAUUGGAGUCAAUCACUUGGGUCACUUCCUGUUGACGUCCCUCCUGAUUGGGCUGCUGAAACGAAGUUCACCGGCCCGAAUCAUCGUGGUCUCCUCACUGGCACACAACUUUGGCUGGGUCCGUUUCCACGACCUUCACAGCCAGGGCAGCUACAACAGCGGAUUAGCAUACUGCCAGAGCAAACUGGCAAAUGUGCUCUUUGCCAGAGAGUUGGCUCGUAGACUCAAAGGUACCAACGUGACAGUAAAUUCAGUCCAUCCAGGGACGGUGAACUCUGACCUGACCAGACACUCGACUCUCAUGAUGAUAUUCAUGACAGUCUUCUCCAUGUUCAUAAAAACCCCACGGGAAGGAGCACAGACCAGCAUCUACUGUGCUGUAGCCGAGGAGCUGGACUCCGUCACCGGGAAACACUUCAGUGACUGCGCCCCUGCCUUUGUAGCCCCACAGGGAAGAAGUGAGGAGACAGCGAGGAGACUGUGGGACAUCAGCUGUGAGCUUCUUGGUAUUGAGUGGGACUGAUUUAACUUUUAACCCUCACCUAUCUCAGUUUUCGAAGGAGUCCUUACCCUUUCUGUUAUCAUUCAUUUCAUUAUGGUUUUGAUGUUCUGUACUUUGAAUGAUUCUUACCUAAUAGGCAGGCAGGUUAAUUAUGUAAGACGUACCAUAAUGUGAAGUUGCUUUUUUGUGUAAUAAUGCAGUAAUUACAUUAUAAUGACUUGGGAAUUUUGAUGCUCAGCUCAACAGCUCCUCAAGCCAAAACCACUCAGCUGUAUUAUCAUCUAAACACAAACAACUUUUGGACCCUAUAUUUUUGUGACACAAUGUGACAACAGUUUAGGCAAAAAAGCAACUUGAUGUAUUGUAAUGCUGUAGGAUACUGUGAAGGGUCAAGCCAGGGUAAAAGACCAGCAUUUUUUCGAGUAUUGUGUUAUUUUGAUUUCUCCAGAAUUUGCAGCUAAACUGCUUGACCUCCAUGCCAGCAUUUCUAAACAAUUGCAGGGUUUCUUACAGCAUUUCCAGGUUAAUCUAAAAAAAAAAAAAAAAUUAGUAAACUAUGGAAGAUCAGUGUCAGUCUGAGCCAUGAUUACCGC
Messenger RNA from Toxotes jaculatrix (banded archerfish), 1579 nucleotides. RefSeq names its product retinol dehydrogenase 12 (gene rdh12). Bases 51 to 1007 code for a protein of 318 amino acids. The transcript is spliced from 7 exons. The record is from RefSeq and is a predicted model, not a curated record. NCBI's taxonomy places the organism in Eukaryota, Metazoa, Chordata, Actinopteri, Toxotidae.